Messenger RNA from Talaromyces atroroseus, 1038 nucleotides. Its product is annotated as Pre-mRNA-splicing factor cwc24. Lineage: Eukaryota; Fungi; Ascomycota; Eurotiomycetes; Eurotiales; Trichocomaceae. Gene Ontology annotation, molecular function: metal ion binding. The transcript has a single exon. The record is from RefSeq and is a predicted model, not a curated record. Gene Ontology annotation, biological process: snoRNA splicing. Gene Ontology annotation, cellular component: U2-type spliceosomal complex. The coding region runs from base 1 to 1038 and encodes 345 amino acids.
AUGGCUGACGAAACCGCAGAAGUGGCGCCAACCGCGCAGGCCGAUAUUCCACAAGUAACCUUCAAAAAACGCUCAGCCAAGGCAAAAUCAAGCUCUCGCAAAAGAGUGCCGACUCCGCCGCCAGCAUCUGAUUCCGAUUCUGACUUCACUUCCUCGGAUGAUGACGAAGGCCGGCGAAUCAAGAGACGUCGGAAAAACGCAGUCGUAACGGCAUCGUCAGCCUCGAACAAGACCCAUUCCAAACUCGAUGACGCUCCAGAGUAUGCUGCCGCUGCUCCUUUAAUCACGUCAAACGAUGCUACCAAACAAACCAAUUGGUACGACGAACAAGAGAAUGGCGAAUUGAGCGCUAAAAACCUACUUGGAAAUACACGAGCUAAACCCGGGGCUCCGUCAUUAGAUGGGACGUACAAGGGCGCGACAACCUACCAGUCUUUUGUUCAAAAGAAUCCCAAUUCGACAUCGAAGCAGUUUGGUCCGAUGAAAGCGGCAACAAAUAUUCGCACAGUCACCUUUACAGAUAUGGCGCCGGACGUAUGUACUGAUUACAAAAAAACGGGAUUUUGCGGUUUCGGAGACUCGUGCAAGUUCGCGCAUCUUCGCGAGAACUACCGGCAUGGCUGGGAGCUUGAUCGGGAUUGGGAAAUUGAUACAAAGGGAAAGAAGCUCGCGGGGCGCACCGUAGCGUCUCAGUCGAAACGAGGGAAUCAGGCCAAUGAUGAGGAGGAUGAGGAUGAUAAGAUGCUUGAGAACAUUCCUUUUGCUUGCAUUAUCUGCGAAAAGCCAUAUAAGAACCCCAUCGUCACCAAGUGCGGCCACUAUUUUUGCGAGAGCUGCGCUCUUCAGCGAUAUCGCAAGAAUCCUUCAUGUGCUGCUUGUGGCGCAGGAACUGGGGGUGUUUUCAAUGUGGCAAAGAAAUUAAACCACCUUCUAGAAAAGAAACGCGAGAGAGCUAAAAGGAGGCGAGAACAGGCCAUUGAGAAUGGGGAGGAAGUGGAUGGCGAGGAGGAUGCAGAGGCUACUACAGUCGCGUCUUAG